GGGUGUACUCAACCGAGAGGGAAUCCAUUGCCCUGGAUAACUGUAGCUACGUCUGCUGCUGUACCCACACUUCCGCUCUGCAAGAGGCACGCGUCCAGGCAUUCACCGACACAAAGAAAGGUCGUUAUGUCGGAUGAGGAUUCGCGUGCCAGUGUUAGUUCUUCUUCCUCAAUUUAUCAGCAGUUAAAAAUAAACGCGCCUAAGAAACGAGCAGAAAGCAAAGCCAUCAUGAGCAAGACCUCCAAACUCCUCUCCACCAGCGCCAAAAGAAUUCAGAAGGAGUUGGCUGACAUUACUUUGGAUCCACCACCGAACUGCAGUGCGGGUCCAAAAGGAGACAACAUCUAUGAGUGGAGAUCCACCAUCCUGGGGCCACCUGGCUCUGUGUACGAGGGAGGGGUCUUCUUCCUAGAUAUCGCCUUUACACCAGACUACCCCUUCAAACCACCCAAGGUGACGUUCCGUACCAGGAUCUACCACUGUAAUAUCAACAGUCAGGGUGUGAUCUGUCUGGACAUCCUGAAGGACAACUGGAGCCCCGCCCUCACCAUCUCCAAGGUGCUGCUGUCCAUCUGCUCCCUGCUCACUGACUGCAACCCUGCUGACCCUCUGGUAGGAAGCAUCGCCACCCAAUACACAACCAACAGACCAGAGCACGACAGGAUAGCCAAACAGUGGACCAAGAGAUACGCCACAUAGGCACACAGGACUGGGUCGUAUUCAUUCGGCACUACAUGGACUCGUCCAAUAACAAAAGGUCAUUUGUUUCCCAUAGCAAAACAUUUUCUGUUGCAUGCCCAAACAACUACGACCCUGGGCAACAUGAGAGGGGGAGGUUAGGGGGUGUCAGAGCUCCUUCUGGGAUGGAGUGGGGGGGGAACAGGAAGGGUAGAGAAUAGGGGAGGAUAUUUAUCUUGGAAUUUAAGUCUUCAUCUCCUGAUAUUUUGUUUAGGGUAUUUAAGUUCUCCGACCCGUAUAUUACCAUCUAUUUUGGCAAUAAUGCUUUUCAAUGUGUUUCCUUGAAGUUAUUUAAAAUUAUUUAAUUUUUAGCUAAUUGUGCUUCGAAAGGAAAUGAAUUCUACAUGUUGGUCUGUUUAUAUAAACCUGUCACACAGCAUGGUUUCCUGGUAGAAUUCCAAAUCUCAUUAAUAUCUGAAAAAUUCACAUUGAAGUUACCAUUGGUGUAAGCCCUCUUGCAUGUCUAUAACAUAUUGCUGAAACAUUCACAUUGUAGCCUAUACAGCACAAUGUCUAGGUGGGAAAGUUGUGCUUCAUGUCUUGCUGAUUUCUUUAAAUAAGUCCCUCCAUUUUAUUGUUAAAUUGAAAUACAUGCAUAUGUCAGAAAACAAUGGACAACAAUAAAAAUAUAAGUAGCAGCACAAAAAUGUUAUUUGGCUAGGUUUCAUACAAGACAUGUUCCAAUUCUCUUUCCCCCCAAAGUGUACAUAGGUUCACUGAAUUCCCUGAAUUGAAAGGAAAUGACUGGUAUAAGAAACAUAGUGGAAACUCCUGCCCCAGGCCUCCACCAAUCCAAUGCUUUUAGAUUUGGAGUAGUGAACGAGUGUACACUUCAGGAGAAAGGAUAUAUUUGGAUGCACUACAGAAGCCACAUUCUCUUCACAACAAUUCAGACAUUUCAUACAAUUGUGUCCUACAUUUUGUCCCAUUCCUACCCACUAGGAAUUUAAGUUUAGUAAAGUGACAAAUAAAGUUAAUAAAAUUCUCAAACAUGUACAAAGAAUAAAGUAUUUAACGAAUACACAACCAACCAUUUAGGGUGCAACUGAUUAAACAGACAUUUGAUCAUCAGACCUGAUCAAGGUAGUACCUUUGUUUUUUUGCCACUGGGCCAUAUACACUAGGGAGUAAACUGGUAGGCCAUACACACUAGGUAGUAAACUGGUAGGCCAUACACACUAGGGAGUAAACUGGUAGGCCAUACACACUAGGUAGUAAACUGGUAGCCCAUACACUCUAGGUAGUAAACUGGUAGCCCAUACACUAGGUAGUAAACUGGUAGGCCAUACACACUAGGGAGUAAACUGGUAGGCCAUACACACUAGGGAGUAAACUGGUAGGCCAUACACACUAGGGAGUAAACUGGUAGGCCAUACACACUAGGGAGUAAUAUGCCUCACUCCCAAGGCACAUUAUAUGGGCCUAGACCUUGCUGUAAAGCAGCUACUAUAACCCUCCCAUAGGAUGGAGUACACAGAAACCAUAGGGGUGUAUGAUAUCACAAAGCAGGUUCACUAAUUUAGCCAGCUGACUUUGAAAAACAUUAAGAUACAUCUCUUGAUUUGCAAGUAUACAGUUGACGUCAGAAGUUUAUACACUUAGGUUGGAGUCCUUAACUUGUUUUUUAACCACUCAACAAAUAUCAUGUUAACAAACUAUAGUUUUGGCAAGUCUGUUAGGACAUCUACUUUGUGCAUGACAAGUAAUUUUUCCAACAAUUGUUUACAGAUUAUUUCACUUAUAAUUCACUGUAUCACAAUUCCAGUGGGUCAGAAGUUUACAAACACUAAGUUGGCUAUGUCUUUAAACAGCUUGAAAAAUUCCAGAAAAUGUAAUGGCUUUAGAAGCAUCUGAUAGGCUAAUUGACAAAAUGUGAGUCAAUUGAAGGUGUACCUGUGGGUGUAUUUCAAGGCCAACCUUCAAACUCAGUGCCACUUUGCUUGACAUCAUGGGAAAAUCAAAUCGAAAUCAGCCAAGACCUCCAUUUUUUUUUGUAGACCUCCACAUGUCUGGUUAAUCCUUGGGAGCAAUUUCCAAACGCCUGAAGGUACCACGCUCAUCUGUACAAAACAAUAGUACGCAAGUAUAAACGCCAUGGGACGACGCCGCCGUCAUACUGCUCAGGAAGGAGACGCGUUCUGUCUCCUAGAGAUGAACAUACUUUGGUGCGAAAAGUGCAAAUCAAUCCCAGAACAACGGCAAAGGACCUUGGGAAGAUGCUGGAGGAAACAGGUACAAAAGUAUCUAUAUCCACAGUAAAACUAGUCCUUUAUCAACAUAACCUGAAAGGCUGCUCAGUAAGGAAGAAGCCACUGCUCCAAAACCGCCAUAAAAAAGCCAGACUACGGUUUGCAAUUGCACAUGGGGACAAAGAUCGUACUUUUUGUCAAAAAAUACAGUUUGGCCAUAAUGACCAUCAU
Oncorhynchus masou masou (cherry salmon) is the source of this 3158-nucleotide messenger RNA. RefSeq names its product ubiquitin-conjugating enzyme E2 E1-like. Bases 127 to 699 code for a protein of 190 amino acids. Gene Ontology annotation, molecular function: ubiquitin conjugating enzyme activity. Lineage: Eukaryota; Metazoa; Chordata; Actinopteri; Salmoniformes; Salmonidae. The transcript has 6 exons. Gene Ontology annotation, cellular component: nucleus. The record is from RefSeq and is a predicted model, not a curated record. Gene Ontology annotation, biological process: protein K48-linked ubiquitination.